Messenger RNA from Humulus lupulus (European hop), 921 nucleotides. RefSeq lists its product as uncharacterized. The coding region runs from base 1 to 921 and encodes 306 amino acids. The transcript has a single exon. Lineage: Eukaryota; Viridiplantae; Streptophyta; Magnoliopsida; Rosales; Cannabaceae. The record is from RefSeq and is a predicted model, not a curated record.
AUGAUUAUUCCUGCUAAGAUUUUUAAGGAGAUUUCCACUAUGUGUAGGGCUUUUCUUUGGAGUGGUCAAGCUUCUCUGGCAGGUACGGGUCGGCUUUCUUGGGACUAUGUUUGCCAGUCAAAGAAAGCUGGUGGUUUGGGUUUCAAAAAUAGCACAGAUUGGAAUAUUGCAGCUAUGGGAAAGUAUGUUUGGGCUGUUGUUGAGAAGAAGGAUAACCUUUGGGUUAAAUGGGUUCACCAUGUCUAUAUCAAGCAAGAAGAUUGGUGGAAUUACUCAGCCCCUGUUUAUAGUAGUUGGUAUUGGAGGAAAAUUGAUGAAGUGAAAAGGAAAUUUAAAAGUUUGAUAGCAAGGCUGCAAGUGCACAAAGAAGAGUAUCGGAUCAGCAUAGGGUAUUCUUAUAUUCAUCCUUCUCUAGAUAAAGUGCAUUGGAGUAAGGAGGUUUGGGGAAGGUUGAAUACUCCUAAACAUAGCUUUAUUUUUUGGCUGGCUGUUCAUAAUAGAUUGAAUACUAAAGAUAGACUUAAAAGACAUGGUGUUCUUGACCAAUCUGAAUGUUUGUUCUAUGGUGUUGUUGAAGAAUCUUGUGAGCAUUUAUUCUUUAACUGCCAGUUUAGUCUAUCUUGUUACCAUCAGAUUUUACAGUGGCUGAAUUGGAGAACUCAUCUAUCUUCCUUGAGUAAGAUCAUUAGGUGGAUUGAGAGGGCUUCAAAUACUAAAUUUCAUAAACAAGUUUUUUCGGCUGCCAUAGCAGCCUUGCUCUAUCAGAUUUGGAAGGCUAGGAACGAUGCUUUGUGGCUCGGGAAGAUUAUGCAGCCCUAUUUAAUUGUUCAAAAUACUAAAGUUAGUGUUAAAAAUAGAAUUUCAUACAUAUUGCCAAAGAAAAUUAGUCAAAGAGAUAGAGAUUGGUUUGGAGUUUUGUAA